Molecule: messenger RNA, 4217 nt
Organism: Bubalus bubalis (water buffalo)
Lineage: Eukaryota; Metazoa; Chordata; Mammalia; Artiodactyla; Bovidae
Product: beta-1,3-galactosyl-O-glycosyl-glycoprotein beta-1,6-N-acetylglucosaminyltransferase 7
Exons: 4
Coding region: 1460-2749 (429 amino acids)
Cellular component (GO): membrane
Molecular function (GO): acetylglucosaminyltransferase activity
Source: RefSeq, a predicted model, not a curated record
AGACUUCAUUUUCACUUUCAAUCUGUAUAAGAAGCUGAUACAUUAAACCUAUCUUUCAUCCACUUAUUACAACAGCUCCUCCAACAUGUUUGAUUUUUAUUCUGUAUUUUCCUCAGAGCUGUGGGGGUGUAAAGUGCAUGCAAGCAACUCUCAUCAUUUUCUCAGCUGUUUUCUUCCACUGUUUUUUUCCCCCAUGUUAAGGAUGUGAGAUCCAGGUGAAAUCCAGCACCAAACCUCUUCCCCCAGGGACGGACCUGCCAGGCCAGUUCAGCAGCACCCAAGGGACAUUUAAGACAAGCUCUCAGGGUCCUGGGGGGCAGCACUGCAGGAACACUUGACGAGCUGGCAGGGUGGCCUUUCCUUUCUUGGUAAAAUUAGUCUCUCAACUCAGGGAAUCCGAACACCUCCAUACAAACCUACGCAGGGUCUCCCCACUGAAAGGCUGCAUAGAUCUGUUUUUAUAUAAAAAGCAUGCAUGUUACAUGCACAGCAAUGCUGCAGCCCCUUAAGAUCAGACAGAGCAGGUUCUCUAUGCCCCAUUAAGAAACCUUAAGCAACAUCUGUUCUGCAAAAGAGCAACAGGUAUCUCGAGUGACCGCAGGUGAAGAAAAGCUGGACUCAUCUGACUUAACAAAGAGCUCAAGUGUCUGGACACCCACGAGGGUGAGUCUCUGUGGGCUCUGAGUCACGUCUCUUGGCUUCACUAUCCCCGGCAGACACACGUAGGGUAAACCUAAAAAGCGGACCAGCAAGCGGAGGACCUUUUAAGCCAGAAAAGGGAAGACUGUUAAGAGGAGAAGUACCCAUCAGAGAAGAGUAACAAAAGGGGGGAGCCACUACUCGUGGACAGAGACUCCACCUCCGCCUGGUGCACAGGCUAGCCAGUGGCCACGGGAAGAUGGGGCAGGGCCAGGACUCUGCCUGUGUCUCCGAAGUCAGGCCUCUAUAGAGCCAUGCUGAGGCACUCGACUGCUCCAAUGCUACGUAGGAAGCAAUUUUUAAGUGACUUUUAUUUACUCCCUGAAUGAAAAAGGCUCAAUAAUCAAUUCUGGCCUCCUUCUUUUAAAAACAUUUAAGAAAUCUGACCCAGGACUGCCAGGAUUUCACCCAGCUUUUAAAAUCCGAGAAGCACCCCGUGCUGCCCUUCUCCUGGGCCAGGUGUUUGUUUUGUAAAGGGAGCCAGCCCUGAAGAAACACUCAGGUUCUGUUUUUCAACCCAUGGGUCAGAAUUGACAAGAAUAAAAUCCUCCAGGGAUGAAAGGGUAACAAAACCUGCCAAGAGACUCUGGUUCAUGUGACUUCAGCAGGAGCCGCAGCAAGAGAAGCAACUGAAGGAGAAGAAAAGCCAGGCAGGGUGCAGACACGCCAGGACCUCCAACCCAUGCGAGGAGCAUCUCUCGGAAGCUGAGAGGAGAACAUUUCAAACCAUGGUAAUAAGAAGGCAUCUGGAGCUCAAAGCAUGAGCCAGCUGCGAGCCACAAAGCCUGGUCUUCUCGUGUGCACAGCCGUUUGCAUCUUCAUUUUUAUUUAUUUAAGGAAUCUGACUCCUGAGGAAGCAGAGGAGGAACCCACCCACCCAGCCGUGGUGGAAUGCGGCUUCUAUCCAGAUGAACUGUGCUCGGCUUUGUUUGAAGGGAAAGAGGCGGCUCCCCAGAUUGCAAAGUUCUGUAGAAACCCUCAUGGAUCUGAAAUACUUGCUCAUUUACACAGACCAGGAAAUUGCUCCAGGAUUUCCCAGGAGUUGCAUUUCAUAACCAAACCCCUGUCUGCAGAGGAAGGCAGCUUCUCUUUGGCAUAUAUUGUAACUAUUCAUAAGGAGCUGGCUAUGUUUGUGCAGCUACUCAGGGCUGUUUAUGUGCCUCAGAAUGUUUACUGUAUUCAUGUGGAUGAAAAGGCCCCAAAGAAGUAUAAGACUGCAGUGCAAUCCCUGGUUAACUGUUUUGAGAACAUUUUUAUUUCAUCAAAGAGAGAGAAAAUGGCUUACACUGGCUUUAGAAGACUACAGGCAGAUAUUAACUGUAUGAGAGAUCUAGUGCAUUCCAAAUUUCAAUGGAACUAUGUCAUUAAUCUCUGUGGACAGGACUUUCCAAUCAAAACCAACAAAGAAAUCAUACACUACAUCAGAAGCAAAUGGAAAGAUAAAAACAUCACUCCCGGAGUAAUCCAGCCACCAAGCAUUAAAUCUAAGACAAGUCAGAGUCAUCUUGAAUUCAGCCCUGAAGGAGACAUCUACGUGUCUCCAAAUGCAGGAUUUAAGGUUGAGCCACCCCAUAACUUGACCAUUUAUUUUGGAAGUGCUUACUAUGUACUAACGAGGAAGUUUGUGGAGUUUGUGCUGACUGACAUCCGCGCAAAAGACAUGCUCCAGUGGUCCCAAGACAUCCACGGCCCAGAGCGACACUACUGGGUGACUCUGAACCGACUGAAAGACGCUCCGGGCUCCACCCCAAACGCUGGCUGGGAAGGAAACAUUCGAGCUGUUAAAUGGAGAAAUAAGGAGGGAACAGUUCACGAAGGCUGUAAAGGCCACUACGUCCAGGACACCUGUGUGUAUGGACCAGGAGACUUGCCAUGGAUCAUUCAAUCACCUUCUCUGUUUGCCAACCAAUUUGACUCGACCGAGCCUCUUGUGGUCUCCUGCCUGGAGCGGUGGCACAGGCUCAGAGUUCUCAGGCAGGCAGAGGGCCCUGUGGAGGCACACUGGCAUUUCCAACGGGAGAGCCAUUUUAAUACGGAACUGAACCGCUGAGUCGAAAGUUAUAGAGACUGCUUGCUUGCUUAUUGGUAUCAUUCUGUUUUCUUGACUUGAAAUCAGAGAACAUUCAACCAAAAAAGAAUGGAAAAAUAAUUCCUUGACAGAAGUUAGUCAUAAAAUGAAUUUAGAAACUUGCUACUGACAAAGACUCUGCUGUUGGUGAUAAGCCACUUUCACAGUUUAGAGAAAGAAAUCACAAGAGAAAAAAUAAUUCAAAGUUCCACUGGUGACUAGAUAAGUGACAUGGAGGCCUGACUGCCUCACUAAACAGUUAAUGGAAAUCAAGAUUCUCCAAGCACUUAGAUCCAGGCUCAAGUUAGAGUAAGAAUGUAUCUUGUCUUAAAGAUACUAUUGUGUAUGAGAUUCUAAUAAAGAACAAACUCCCACUGAGCUUCUAGCAGUCCUCCAGUUUGGCUAGAAACAAUGUAACUCUGUUCUAGAAAUCCUAGAAAAACAAGGAAGAGUCUAAUUCCUUUGGGUAAAAGGAAAUUAUGGAGUUGAAACAUAACUUAUUACAAAGGCUGCCCCCAAGUUUCUGUGGGCUUGCAGCUGCGAUGAUGGGAUGGUCUGUAUCUAAGCUGCCUAUACCAGUCACAACCACAGGGAGCGCUGGGCAUCUGAAAUGUGGUUGGAGUGACUGAUCAAGUGAACAUUUACUUUAAAAACUUUAAUUAAUUAAAAUGUAAAAAGUCACAUGUAGCUGGUGGUUACAGAACAGCACAGGUCAAAGGUGUGGAUGGUCUUACUUCUCUCUACUCAAAGAUCCAAGUCUUUCAAAAAUCCACAAAUCUCUGUUGUUUUGUCGAGGACUUUUUAUAUACUCUUUCAAAAAGAGCCCACGGCAUCAUACAGGGCUGCUGCUGCUGCUAAGUCGCCUCAGUCGUGUCUGACUCUGUGCGACCCCAUAGACGGCAGCCCACCAGGCUUCCCCGUCCCUGGGAUUCUCUAGGCAAGAAUACUGGAGUGGGUUAGAAACAUACAACUGUUAAACAGCACAACUUAAAACAACUAAAAUAAGGGAAAAGUAGGAACCACAGGACAGGACACUAAAGAAAUAAACAUAUAAUUCAAGGAUAAAGCAUACCCUUUAGUGAACUGACACUUCUCAAACGCAGAAACUAAAUGAGAUUCCACUUAAGUCAAUGCAAAUAGCCCUUGAAAAGCAUGGAACUACACAGAAGGAAAAGAGUCUCUGAAAGCAGAGUCUGCAAAUCAAACUUGAGCUAACCAUAGCACAUUGAAUUUCCAUUGAAACAAAUAUUUCUUCACCAAACAUACGUGAUUCCAGGGAAAGUGCACAACAGAAGGUUAAGACCAUCAGAGAACGUGAGCGCCCCAGCCAGCCUGCUUACAGGCAGACACGGAGUUGAUGGUCAUGGUCUGAGUGGUUGUUCAGAAAGCUCAGGUUCACCACAAUCUUGUCCCUUACAUUUUAUAACAACUCUUUGCAAGUAAGUGCAAA